ACCAACAAGAACCGAUCCCUUCAGCUCUUAAACAUCUGUUCAUAAAGCUGUACCUCUAGCCUUUAAAUUUGAUCACAGUUUUGAAAUCUAAGUUGUAUGUGUAAAUGUUGAUAUGCAAUUUAAGUGCAAAUGAAUUAAGAUAGUUCAAUUAGAAGAGCUAGCGGAUUGAGUCGGUUCGACCGCAACUGACGCAUCACUCAGCUAGCUGCUGUUUUUUUAUGCUAAGCUAUCAAACAGGUUGUUCAUGAUUAGCAAACACAUGGCAUAAUCGUAGGAUGGACUUUGACAACACUUGGAACCGCAUGUGAAAAUACGAACAUGUGACUAAAUCUUAAAAAAGCCUGAAGAUGGAGAAGGAUUUUGAAAAACAUCAGAAGAAAAGAAGCAGAGAUGCUUCUGAUCCUCACACAGCUUCAGUUCCUCCGGUCUUACCAAAUCCUUAUAUGUCCAACCAAACUUCAGCCAGGAACUGGGCAGAUCUGAGCCAAAAACAAGCAGGAAAAGGGGGAGAUGUUUCAAGAAGUCAUGGCUACAGUAGCAGACGUCCUGUGAGGGAAGCCAGUGACAAAAAUAAGCUCCUCUGGGAUCCACAUUCAAAGACAUCAAAAAGCAUCAAUGACUCUCAGGGCAGAAAUGUGGGCAAAAACCCAGCGGAUGCACGACAAAAAGCUUCAGCAGGUUUUAGACAUGUCAGGUCAGCCCCAGCCUCUGGAAGGAAAUCAACGCCAGCAAUGGCAGAUUUUGCGCCGUUUGAAGUGAAGAUGGCUGAUUUUCCGGAGUUAGCCGGCGUUUUGCAGAAAUCAGCUUCUCAUGCUGGAGCUCAGAAAGACUGCUGGCGUCCAAGCCCUCAAUGCACAAACCCACGAACUCAGACGACUUCCCAGAAGGCUGGAAGAAAUAGCUCUCCAGCAGAACUUGAGCCCUUGCAGAAUACCACCCCUGCUAACCCACCAGUAGCUAGGCCGGUAAUAACAUCCUGGGCAAAUAUUGCCUCUCAGCCCCCAAAGAAACCUGUUGUUACAGACGAGACAAUCAAUCGCAGCAACACACAGGCAAACUGCCUCUCUACCCAACAAGAAGAGGGAGGCCCAGGAAAGAAAAAGCGAAAGAGGAAAAAGAAAUCCAAAAGCAACGCUGAGGAUGCAGAAGCCGAGUCAGGGAGUCCACUAAUUCAUCACGAGCCUCCAAAACUUGAGGAUGAAGAAGAAUUCCCUGAGUUGGUGCUGGGUUUAACUGGGUUAAACAGCAAAACAAAGCUAUGCAAUGAGGAAAACCAAAGAGAAGGAGGACAGUACCAGUCUGCUGGCCUGAACAAAGAAAAGUCACCAAUAGGAAAAACUCAACUGCCUGAAAUGGCUAAGAAAGGACAGAAAGCAGAGAAAGUGUCGGGGAAAAAGAGCAAAGCCCCGGUCCAGCUGGACAUCGGAAACAUGCUGGCCGUCCUGGAAAAGAAGCAACAAACUCAAAAAUCAAAGCAGGACACCAAGCCGAUUAUUCUCUCUGUUGGUGGAGGACUGCCUGUCGUCCAGAAACAAUCGUUGUCUCUGAAGAAGCCGCCAUGGCAGCAGGAUAAAAUCGCACACAAUCCGUUGGACUCGACCAGCCCUUUAGUUAAGAAAGGAAAGCAAAGAGAAGUGCCUAAAGCCAAGAAACCCACUCCUCUGAAGAAGGUCAUUUUGAAAGAAAGAGAAGAGAAAAAACAGAGACGUCUGCUAGAGGAGAGAGGAGUGCUGCCUGAAAAUGGCUCUGAACUCACUAUUGAUGCUGCAGAGGAGCAGCAUGACUUAAACGAUACAGAAGACAUUCAGAGUCUUACACAAGGAUUCGACGAACAGCUGAAUUUAAACGGUAUAAACGCCAACAUGGAGGAAGCCGAUGAGGACAACGACAAAAACGAUGAUGUGCAACAGGAAGCCCCGUCAUCUGAGCCCCAACAAAACAACGUUCCCAAAAUUCACAGCAGGAAGUUUAGAGACUACUGCAGCCAGAUGCUGAGGAAAGACCUGGAUGAGUGCGUGACGUCGCUGCUGAAGGAGCUGGUCCGGUUCCAGGACCGGCUGUACCAGAAGGAUCCCAUGAAGGCCCGCAUGAAGCGGCGGAUCGUGAUGGGCCUUCGAGAGGUUCUGAAACACCUCAAACUGAAGAAGGUCAAGUGUGUCAUCAUCUCACCCAACUGCGAACGCAUCCAGUCCAAAGGUGGCCUGGACGAGGUUCUGCACACGAUCAUCAACAUGUGUCGCGAACAGGGCGUACCGUUCGUGUUUGCACUUUCCAGGAAAGCACUGGGCCACUGUGUCAACAAGGCUGUGCCCGUCAGCCUUGUGGGCAUCUUCAACUACGAUGGAGCGCAGGAUUUCUAUCACAAGAUGAUUGAGUUGUCAUCUGAGGCCCGGAGGGCCUACGAGGUGAUGCUGUCGAGCUCGGAGCGCAGCGACCAGCCUGAAACAGAGCUGCAUGGAAACACAGAGCCACUGCAGAUUAACAGUCUGGCUGAGGAGUCCGAGCCUGGACCCGACAGCAAAUGGUCCGAGAAACCACAUUACUUGAAAUUCUGGGAGCAGAUUCUGGAGGAAGAAAGCAGCCAUGCUUUCCUGAGCCACAUGGAGCAGCUCCUGGACAGCGAAUGUACAGAAAACGCAGAAGAAGAGAAGAGUUGACUGCAGCAAAUCUUUCUCCUGCUACAAAACAAGACAAAGAAAUUUAUUUGGGUUGCCACACCCACAAAAACACUUUUGGUUUGAUUUUUUUUUCUUCUCUCAUUUAAUUCUAUUUCCUGUAAAUUAUGAAUUCUUUGAAUUCUUUCAGGAAAAGAACCAGAUAAGAAGCCUCAAAAUAUAAAUUCUGAACCAUGUUGACUGUGACCCUUCCUGCUGAAUAUGUAAAAUGUUUCUUUUCUUGUAUUGAGCAUAUAACACUAUAUUUUGGAACCAUUAUUUUUGACUUAAUAGCUAUAUUCGAUCUUUGGAAACAUUUUAAGGAUUGAAAUGAGUACCACUUUCAUAAGAAAUGACAAAAACAUAGUUAAUAAACUAGUUAUUAAUUAAGCAGAAACACUUUAUGCAACAUUAAUAAGCAGUUUUUGGGCAUUCUGCAGCUUUUUCAUUCAUGUGUGAAAUAUAAAUGUAGCUGCUUUUUAAAGGUCGGUAAAGUGUUAAUUAGUUAAAAACAUGUUUAUUAAUUACAAGUGACUAAAACUGUUUUAUUGGAAGGAAGGACAUAGGAUAAAACAAGAUGUGAUAAAGACCAGCAGAUUUAAAAAUGUAAUAUUUAGAAAAGAAGAUCGUAAGAUACUUAAAUAUGGCAUAUUUUCAUACUGGAAGGAAAGAAGAAACAGAUUUUGAGUUUUAUGCUCAUUUUCCUCAUACAGGUUGUUUUUCUGUGUGUUGAUUUGCCACAGCUUUAGACUGUGAACGCUUCACGUUUUGAUAGAACUGCUCUGUAACAUAAGCACAUGUUCUCACAGAGUUUUGAAAUUUAAAUCAGAACUUGGAAGCAGCAGGAAACUUUGGGGUUAAAUUCACACACUGGAAAAAAAAGAACGGAGCUCCAACUAAAAAAAAAAAAAGGUUAAUUUGUUGUACAUAAUCAGAUUAAGUUUGCCAAAGUUACUUUAUUUACGUUUAACAUAACUUAAGAUAUUUAGUUAGAUAAACUUACUUGUAACAAAUGAACAAAUUUUUUUUAAGUUGGAUCAACCGGGGUUUUUUUUCAGUGCAGUUACUUUAAAAACUAGCACCUUCGCCUUUUGAUGAUCAUAUUUUUGCGGUCUAAUGUUUGAGGCCGCCUUAUUUUUGAUUAAAAUCCCCUGCUUUGUCAGAGAGUUUAAGUUGCCAGAGCAUUAAGAAGAGAAAGAGGCCCACAUCAUCACCAUUUCUCUACCGUACCUAACAAUGGGCAUGAGUUGCUUUUCAUUUAUCGUUCUUUCCAACUGGAUUGUUUGUCUCACUUCUCAUUCCAAAUAACUCUUUGGCCUAAGAAUAGCUUUGUUGGUAGUUGUUUAGAUUAGAAAAUGACGUCCAUUACUCCAGAUCUUACCUGUGGUCACAUCUUUGAGGUGCAUUCAGGAUUAUUGUUCAUCACAGUUUCAGUUGUUUUUAAUUAUUGCUCUGACUGCACAUUAGCUACUGUAGGCGGGUAGCAAAUUUCUGGAUCACAUAUGUUUGCUUAUGUUUCCUAUUUUGACAGGAUGGUAUAAGAUAUGUACCUCUGCUUCAUGGCAUUUGUACCUCAGGUAAACAGGAAGUCUUGAUUAUUAAAUGAAAGUUACAAAACUCUGAAACCAAUUUAAAAUGAGGAAAAUGUUUCAGUUGCACUUGUUUAACUAAAAAGUAAAAAUUUUUAAUGUU
This is a messenger RNA of Poecilia latipinna (sailfin molly), 4346 nucleotides long. Its product is annotated as selenocysteine insertion sequence-binding protein 2. The transcript has 18 exons. Gene Ontology annotation, cellular component: ribonucleoprotein complex; mitochondrion. Bases 348 to 2657 code for a protein of 769 amino acids. Lineage: Eukaryota; Metazoa; Chordata; Actinopteri; Cyprinodontiformes; Poeciliidae. Gene Ontology annotation, biological process: selenocysteine incorporation. The record is from RefSeq and is a predicted model, not a curated record. Gene Ontology annotation, molecular function: mRNA 3'-UTR binding; ribonucleoprotein complex binding; selenocysteine insertion sequence binding.